GGCUAUACUAGUAUACACUAUGGAGGAAGUUGAUUCAAUAAUUUUACAUUUCUUGCGUCAAUUAAAUAUUGAAAUAAAAGACGACGUCACCAACAUCUGCACGCUCACGGAAGAAACAAUAAUAGAAUCUGCCUCAAAAUGUAUUUCAGCCAUUGAUCCUAAUUUAAAGGUGCCCCUUAAACUGCCUCCAGGUGUUUCUCAAAGAAUAGAAGUUGCAUCUCAUGUAGCAGCUAUAUGUAAGGAUUUGGGAUAUAAAAAUGAUGUUGGUUAUCAAACUUUCCUUUAUCAUAAUGAAAACGAUUUAAGACAAGUUUUUAUGUUUCUUAUUGAAAAACUACCAAGAGAAGACAAGAAAAUAUCAAAGGCAGUAACAAGAGAAGCAAAACCUUCGCUUUUUCGAGAAAUUAGCAAUAAAAUAGGUGAAGACCUAAAUUCAAUAUGGAUACCACCAUGCUGUAAAUCAAACAAUAAAAAUUAUAAAAAAUUUUGUGUAAAAAAUGAUCAUGCAGAUAAAUCUUCUGAAAUCAUUAAUAUUUUGGCCAGAAUAAAUGAACUUAAGAAUGUUAAAAAAAUAAAAGAUGAGACAGUUAAUGUUGACAAUGAAGAUUGGAAAGUAGAGGAAAGAAAAGUUCAAGAAGAAGAGACAAAUGAACCAAAACAAACUCUUAAAGAGCUAAAGGAAAACACAAUAUUUUUGAGACAAAAAUUGGAUUUACUAGAAAGUGAAAAAAAUGUUAUGGACAUGGAAUAUUCACAGGCUCUCAAAAUGUGUGAAAGAUCAGAAGCUGAUUUGCAAAACAUACAAAAUACUUUAAUGAGUAUAGGUGUAACAGACACAGAUUCGGUGUCAGAAAAUCUGAUGGAAGAAGCAAAUGAACACAUUGCUGUUCUACAUAGACAAAGUGAAGAAAUAACUUCUAAGAACAUGUCACUUAAAUUGGAAAUUGAAAAAAUUGAAAAUGCCAAAUCAUUGAAUGAUUCUGAUAGAAACAAAUGCAAGAAAAUACUGAUAUCAGUAAAAGAAACUGCUAAAAGUAUGAAAGAAGAAUGUGAGAAGAAAGAAGAAUUAAGAAACCAACUAAAACAAAGAUAUGAAAAACUAAAAUCCGGAAAUAAAAGGAAUAUCUAUACCAAACGAAUUAUAGAGAUAAUUGGUAAUGUUGACAAGCAAAAUGCAGAAAUAAAAAAAAUUUUGGAAGACACAAGACAACUUCAAAAGGAGAUUAACACAUUAGAAGGCCAGUUAGAGAGGUGUUUUGCUGUUGCUGACGAAACCUUAUUCAAAGAUGCAAAGAAAGAUGAUCAAGCCAAGAAAGCUUACAAGUUGUUGGCCCUUCUGCAUUCUGAAUGCAACACAAUUGUUUCCCUAGUCAAUGAAACUGGGACAUUGUCUAGAGACAUAGUAGAUUUAGAGGACAAUAUCAAAACAGAAAAGUCCAAGAGAACCGAAGAUGUGUUACAAAAAAUUAAAAUAGACUUGGCUCAGUUACAAAAUGAGAUGUCAAAUCAAUAAUUUUUAAAAUGAAUAUUCUUAAAA
Aricia agestis (brown argus) is the source of this 1537-nucleotide messenger RNA. Its product is annotated as coiled-coil domain-containing protein 22 homolog. The transcript has 8 exons. The coding region runs from base 20 to 1513 and encodes 497 amino acids. Gene Ontology annotation, molecular function: cullin family protein binding. The record is from RefSeq and is a predicted model, not a curated record. Gene Ontology annotation, biological process: positive regulation of ubiquitin-dependent protein catabolic process. NCBI's taxonomy places the organism in Eukaryota, Metazoa, Arthropoda, Insecta, Lepidoptera, Lycaenidae.